Molecule: messenger RNA, 4382 nt
Organism: Astyanax mexicanus (Mexican tetra)
Lineage: Eukaryota; Metazoa; Chordata; Actinopteri; Characiformes; Acestrorhamphidae
Gene: cxcr1
Product: C-X-C chemokine receptor type 1
Exons: 2
Coding region: 192-1271 (359 amino acids)
Biological process (GO): immune response; neutrophil chemotaxis; G protein-coupled receptor signaling pathway
Cellular component (GO): membrane
Molecular function (GO): C-X-C chemokine receptor activity
Source: RefSeq, a predicted model, not a curated record
UAACACUGUGUUUAACUCUGAUUACUGAUUAGUGCUCUGAUCUGAGAGCAGGUGAUGGGACUGAUAUGGACUUGGGGUGAUUUGAAGUUAAGAGGAUGUAGCAUCACUAUCCAUGACUUUCUGUUUGUCUGCAUAUCUGCUCAUCAUCACUGAGAUUCACUCCGGGUGAGGGGCCAGGAAGAGACGCAACAAUGAGCGGUUUUAACGCUUCUCUCCAGCUGGAGGACUUUGACGAUUUCUACUUCAACUACACGGACAUCCCCAACACCACAUUCGUUAUCGACCAGAGCACCGUCGCCUGCCAACCCGUCGCCAUAUCCGACGCCAUUAACGCCGCAGUGUGUGUGUUCUACACCAUCGUCUUCCUGCUGGCUAUUCCUGGAAACCUGGUGGUUGGGUUUGUGAUCGGGAGGAACCGGCAGUCCCUGACCCCGUCCGAGGUUUACCUGUUCCACCUGAUGGUCGCGGACACUCUGCUGGCUCUGGUGCUGCCGUUCUACGCCACGUCGUUGGUGCGUGGGUGGCUGUUCGGUGACUGGGUUUGCAAGCUGGUCAGUCUGGUGAAGGAAGCCAACUUCUACACCAGCAUACUGUUCUUGGCGUGCAUUAGCAUGGACCGCUACAUGGUGAUCGUGCGAGCGAUGGAGGCCCGGAGAGCUCAGCGGCGGCUGUGCAGUUGGGUCGUAUGUGGGUCGGUUUGGGUUUUGGGUCUCCUGCUGUCUCUACCUGCACUCUAUAACGAAGUGUUCUCUCUGAAAGUCUCAGAUCCGCAGAUCUGCGCCGAACGCUUUGCGACGGACAGCGCGGACGAAUGGCGGCUUGCCACUCGCAUCAUGCGGCACGUCCUCGGCUUCCUGCUGCCGCUAGCCUUCAUGCUAACCUGCUACAGCGUCACCGUAGCCAGGCUGCUGCGUACCCGAGUCUUCCGUCGCCAGAAGGCCAUGAGGCUCAUCGUGGCGGUGGUGGCCGCCUUCCUCUUCUUCUGGACGCCGUUCCACCUGGCCACCAUAGCCGACACUCUACUGAGAGCCAAACUGGUGGAGAACACCUGCUAUAAGCGCAACGUGGUGGACGUGACCAUGUUCGCCACGCAGAGCCUGGGGCUCCUGCACUGCUGCGUUAACCCCGUGCUCUACGCCUUUGUGGGAGAGAAGUUCAGGACGAGGUUCAGUCAGAUGCUAUAUAAAAGUGGACUUCGGGACAGGAGCUCUGUUUUAAAGUCGCCUCGCUCCACAUCACAGACCUUAGAACCCAUGUCCAACUUAUUUUGAGCAUAAAGAACAAUACUGUACGUCACAUCUACGUAGACGUGGACUUUUGGAUAUUUAGAUAUUUUUAUAUAUAGAGAUAAGAACCAGUCAAACAUGUGGAGAGACCUUCUCAUUUUUAUAAAUUUACAUUUUUAUAUUUUUCCAACAUAGUAAAUUAAUAGUAAAGUGAUCUAUCAGACUAUUAAAAAAGGAACACAUAAUGAAUCAUGUAGUAACCUAAAAACAGUGUUAAACAAACCAAACUUUUCUGAUGUUUCUGAGGCUGGUUACUCUGAUGAACUUAUACUGUGCAACAGAGAGAACUCUUGCUCUUCAUUUCCUCGGCCGGUCCUGAUGAGUUUUUGAUGGUUUCAAAGCUCUUGAGAUGUUUCAGAUUGAUAUUUAAUUAAUAAAAUAAAAAAAUGAAAAUCAUAAUAUGAAAAAACAUUAACAGACCACUUCAAAAUGAUCAGUUUCUCUGAUUUUGCUAUUUAUAGGUUUAUGUUUGAGUAAAAUGAACAUUGUUGUUUUAUUCUAUAAACUACAGACAACAUUUCUCCCAAAUUCCAAAUAAAAAUAUUCUCAUUUAGAGCAUUUAUUUACAGAAAAUGAGAAAUGACUGAAAUAACAAAAAAGAUGCAGAACUUUCAGACCUCAAAUAAUGCAAAGAAAACAAGUUCAUAUUCAUAAAGUUUUAAGAGUUCAGAAAUAAUCAAUAUUUGGUAGAAUAACCCUGGUUUUAAUUCAGUUUUCAUGCAUCUUCAAGCAUUCAUGCAUGUUCUCCUCCACCAGUCUUACACACUGCUUUUGGAUAACUUUAUGCUGCUUUACUCCUGGUGCAAAAAUUCAAGCAGUUCAGUUUGGUGGUUUGAUGGUUUGUGAUCAUCCAUCUUCCUCUUGAUUAUAUUCCAGAGGUUUAUUCUUUGGAGAAAUGUUGUUAGUAGUUUAUAGAAUAAAAUAAAAAUAUGUAUUUUAUAUAAAAAUAUACCUAUAAUUAGUAAAAUCAGAGAAACUGAUCAUUUAUUCAUUUAUUCUUAAUGUAUUUUUUUUGGAACUGUAUUACUCAGCUCUAUAUAGUAUAUAAUAUGGUCAAUUGUCUAUUUAGUGUACAAUUGUGUUUGACAGUAACACCUAUUUUCAACUCAUGAAGAAGCUCAUAAUUGUCUCAAAUGAAAUCAAAUUAUUUUAUUUUAUUGUUACAUCACAUUAACACACGUGCCUUGUCCUUUAGAAUAGCAAAAACACAAUAAAUACAAAUAAAAACAUAGAAAAUGUAGAAUUUCACACAUAACACACAUUAUCAUAACACUAUACACACAUUAUUAUUGCACUGUUGAAGAAAAAAAUAAUAUAAUGUAGACACUAUGAAUAUACAGAUUGCAAAAACUCCAAAAGAUAAUAAAGCUCAAUGCUGCCCUCCAGUGUUUUACCCACUAUGCCUUUUUUCAGCCAGAAGUAAUUCUCAGGAAUUCAGUGGAAAGGUACUUUAUUUCAGUAAUUCAGUCCAAAUUUAAAACUCAUAUUAUAUAGAUGUAUUAAACACAGAGUGAUCUAUUUUAAGUGUUUAUAAAAAUGCUAUUUUUAAGAAUGUUAUAUUUGUACAGUAUUAAUCUACAGAAAAAAACAUUGUGAGAAUGUGUCCAAACAUGUGAUAUAAUAUAAAAUGAUGUUUGUUUAAUUGUUUAAAUGUUUAACUCUAGGCUUAAACAUUUAAAAACAGAUUGUUUACACUCAGGUUCUUUAGAACUGUAGUUCCUUCUGACCACUGAAAGCUUUUUUAAGGAAGUAAUUAUUUUUAUUUUAUUAUUUAUUUUAUUCCAGAUGCCUCUGUUUUUAGGAAGUAAAACCCACUAACAUAAAUGUAUGAAAUGUUUUUAUUCUGCUAGUCUUGGUAUAGUUAAAAUUAAAAUACCUAUUCUUAUCACCCUGCGCAAGACGCGUCACAAUGCUCAUUGCUAUCUUACACACCACCAACAGCCAUGUCUAUUUUUUUUUACUCCUUCCACCUGCAUCGCUUUUGAAUAUAUCUACACUGAUGGGCGUGGUGUUUCUGGAAACAAUGAUUCUGGAAAUUCAAGCACAUUUCUGGAGUUUUGCUUGUUUAUCUUGGUAACAGAAAACACAGGAGCUUCACUGACUGAUUAAAACCCUGACAACAGUCAACAGAGCCAGAGCGUGAUAUACACUCAUUAUGCAUGCUCCUUAGGAAAAGCCUUCAACAGUGCACCGUUCAGCACGAUUUAAGGCAUGUCAGUGUGUCUUUGCUAUCGUAACGACGGGAAAAGUAUGCCUUGAAUGGCUUGAAACACACAAAUGGCAUGCACGAAUUCUCUUAAUUAAUCAUUUUAAUCAAUAUAAAGGCAUAUCUAGCAGUAUCUAACACUUUUAUAUCCCCUCAUAGCAUAAAGACCCAGUGUUUCUAUUUAGACCACAUAAUAUAUAUGAGACAUAUUGAAACUGCACUCGCAGCAUCCUGUUGUGUGUCUUUUUUUGCCAGUGAGUGUAUUAAUAAAGGAAAAAUGAGAAAGCAGCUGUGUACGGGUGAAGAGUUGCAUCAGUUCCAGUCACUUUUCAUGAGUCAUGGCAACAAAACACAUCUACUUCUCCAAUCUUAAAGGGUAAAAGAACAGCACAUGCAGAGGAAGCCUGCCUGAACAUCGCUGUGUCAAACAAAGGGCGUUCAGUAAAAAUCAACACAAGUUUUUUGUGUUGUUUUUUUGUUAAGAAAGUAAUGGAAUGUGCGCUCUACAAAUGAGGCACAAUAAACAGGCCAGCCAAUCAGAACAGAGCUUAUUUACAGUAGAUUGGCCCUAUUUUAGUGAUCGAUAGGCGAUCUAUCAAUCGUGCACCGUGCAGCUUGAUUUAGGGCGUGUCAGUGUGUCUUUGCUAUCGUAACGACGGGAAAAGUACACCUUGCACGGCUCAAAAAACGCACGAAAGGCAUGUACUAAUUCUGUUCAUUAAUUAUGGGUUAACUUGUAAUAAACAAAUUAGAGCGUCACUUGCUCAUCAUUCCCUUUAAGAGCCAGAUGAGCUCUGACUUUGGCACAUUGUUAUUUUAAUGAUGCAGCUACCUGGACGUGUCCAACACUUUUUUGUUGGUUGGGGUAUAAGAUACAGUGCUGAUAAGAC